UCUGCACAGCUCAUGCUGUGAUAUCCGCUCUGGAAAUUCCAUUCUGCUUCGCUUUGUCUCUCCGCCUCUGGAAUUCCCUAUAAAGGGAGAGGAGACUAGCCUCUCAGUGUCACAGCUGGUGUUUGCCGUCCUCCCUGGCCCGGCUCCGCUCAGCCUCUCUCCACAGCAACAUGAAGGUCUGCGUGGUUGCCCUCGCCGUUCUCACCAGCGCUGCCUUCUGCUCCCUGGCCUCCUCUGCCCCACUGGGAUCGGACAUGCCCAUCUCCUGCUGCUUCUCCCACACGGCCCGCCAGAUCCCGCGCAGCCUGGUGGUGGAUUACUAUGAAACCAGCAGCAAGUGUUCCUUACCUGCUAUAGUGUUUAUUACGAAGAAAGGCAGGGCCCUCUGUGCCAACCCCAGCAACUCCUGGGUCCAAGCCUAUGUGACCCACCUGGAUCUGAACUGAGCAGAGCUGGGGACAGAGAAUUAUUCCUAUUUAUUACAUGUAUUACAGUAGCACUUCGCAGCCCCAUUGUGCAAGGUGCUGUCACAUGGGACAAACAGGCGAUUCCUGACCCCGAGCCCUGGCCACCUAAGGACAGAGUUCAAUGGGCCCCGGAAGGAUCUCACCUCACUUCUGCUGACACAUGCCAGGAUGCUGCGACCAACCCACUUUUCAAACAACUGACAAACGCUGGACUUUUAACAUAUCAUGUGAAGCUAUUUCAGACAUGCAGCUGGGACCACAUUCGUUGUAUUGCUAAUUAUAUUAUUUAUGGAAUGCAUGCAGGUGAGUCACAUGACUCCCCGUGCAUCGCAGUGACUGAUACAAAAACACGCCAGGCUGUUGAAUGUGUUGGGUUCUUUGUGCUGUAAUAUUAGGCGACGACCAGGGAUUGGGUAGAGCGAUGAUUU
Messenger RNA from Chelonia mydas (Green sea turtle), 895 nucleotides. Its product is annotated as C-C motif chemokine 4-like. Gene Ontology annotation, biological process: positive regulation of GTPase activity; positive regulation of ERK1 and ERK2 cascade; neutrophil chemotaxis. Bases 171 to 446 code for a protein of 91 amino acids. The record is from RefSeq and is a predicted model, not a curated record. NCBI's taxonomy places the organism in Eukaryota, Metazoa, Chordata, Testudines, Cheloniidae. The transcript has 3 exons. Gene Ontology annotation, molecular function: CCR chemokine receptor binding; chemokine activity. Gene Ontology annotation, cellular component: extracellular region.